Molecule: messenger RNA, 636 nt
Organism: Coprinopsis cinerea okayama7#130
Lineage: Eukaryota; Fungi; Basidiomycota; Agaricomycetes; Agaricales; Psathyrellaceae
Exons: 3
Coding region: 1-636 (211 amino acids)
Source: RefSeq, a predicted model, not a curated record
AUGUCUGCCUAUCCAGAGCCUCUAGAAAGGAUCUUCCGCCAGGUCGAAGAAGAGACGGAGAGGCGUGCGGAAGAGGAAGCACGACGAAGGAACCCGGCGACGAUUGUGAUUUCGAGGUUGAGCCCUCAAGGUCCAGCAUCACCUAAAAGCUACGCGUCGAUUGCGGCCAGCUCAUCUUUCUACCAAGCGCAGAAUGAGAGCACGGGUUCGAUUGCAUCUGGUGCAUCGGCCUACUCGAACGACGAAGCCCACGAAGAGGAUCCAAGUCAGAUCAUCCAAGUACAGCAGAUUCCACCCAAAACCAACCCCCUGUCCAAAAUAAUCACCAGACGCCUCACUCGCUCUCGCUCGGCCUCGAUGAUUCGGAUUUCCAACGGCGACACCAAUAGCAGUAUUUCUGUCUCUGUGCAAGAGACCACAAUCCAUUCGUCCGCAACCAGCAUUGCCGACGACGAACCUGGGGAACCUUUGAGGCAAGUGACCGUGCAUGCGUCGAAGCCGGAAAAGAACGACUCCUCGAAAUCGUCGAGCAGUUCGAAGCCCUCUGGCCAGAAAUGGGUCACCCGAGCCCGUGGCUUCACUUUGAGGUUUUCACGGAAGGGGAAGGAGGGGGAACCUUCGCAAAACCAAUCAUAG